Molecule: messenger RNA, 2568 nt
Organism: Planococcus citri (citrus mealybug)
Lineage: Eukaryota; Metazoa; Arthropoda; Insecta; Hemiptera; Pseudococcidae
Exons: 3
Coding region: 92-331 (79 amino acids)
Source: RefSeq, a predicted model, not a curated record
CUCGUUUCCAGCCAGUAAGAUGGUCUCUUUACAUAGUUCAUCAUAUGCUGUUUGAAGUACGUGUACGUGCGAUUCGUGUACGUUUUUAGUGAUGAAAAAUCCGAUAAUUAAUUCGGUAUCUGUGUUGGCAUUUGUAUCCAUUGUGGCGAUGUUAGCCGAUAGUGGAGUCCUAGGGUUGACUCCUAGGGCUCCAAAUUUCCCUUAUUUCGAGCGACCCAACUAUCGAUAUCCAUAUUACGAUGAAAACGGUCGAGGAAAACUACUGUACGGUUUUGGAGGCCAGGAUUUGUAUCAGUAUAAGUCAUAUUCGCCACUCGAAGGCAUUCAUUAAUUGAUAAACAAAAAAAAAAAAAAAAAAUGUAUUUUAACGUUCAUAUUUUGUAAAAGUUGCACACUAUGAUUAGAGGGCUUCGUUUUUAUUUUCGUCGAAGAUUUUUUUUACUAAAUUUUAUUUUGUACGAUAUAGUUUGUAAAUGAGUAUUCUUAAGCUUUGUAUUCAGCGUCGAGUAUUUUUAAUUUUAAUUUUAAGCCUUAAUUUUAAUGUAGCAAUUAUUUAGUUUCUUAGCAAUAGAAACUAAGUAUUGCGUCUAAAUGGAUUCAUAUGGAGAACAGUUACCAGAAAGAGGCUUCUCGGAGUUGUUUACUAUUGUUUUGUCGGUUCACGCGUCGAACUUUUUACCCAUUUCAAGUACCAUCUACGAAUCAUAUUUUCAACAUUGUGAAAUUCAUUCGAAAUAGACAUCGUACUCAUCAUCUGUAUCAAUGAAAAAUAUCCUAAGCUGUCAAACUAUAUUAUCAAUGUUUUUAUAACCGCAUUUUAUCAAAAGUAUUAAAUAUACGUAUUUUAUAUAACACAUUUUGAAAUCUUUUUAAUAUCGACCUCGACUAUUUUGGUCGUUAUUUUAAAUAUUUCAUUGCUGUGGGAAUUCGUAAACGUAAACAUUCAAUAAGUUUUACACGUGUUAAUCCACAUUAAAGUCAACGCCAAUAUUGUAAUACGAUUGGUAAAAGAUUCAACGACGAAGAUCAUUAAUUCAAUCUACCUAUCUACUCGGAAACAAUCAAUAUUAACAGAUUCGCCGCUGUACUUGGUGAAAUGUUGGAUGCUUAACGAUAAAACGAUUGUCAGGAAAACCAACGACCCAAGUCUCUUAAUGUAAAUAUAAUCUUAAGGGCCUAUUUUUACGUUUUUUUUUUCGUUUGUUUAAUUGGGAGAUGAAUGUUGUGUGGAGCUUUUAUACGCUCAGUGUGAGUGAGUUUUUAAUCCUUAAGUAUUUAUUUAGGUGUUUUUUGUUUCUUUUUUUCUUUUUGUUAAGUUUUGUUUCGUUUUUUUCUCUUUUAUUCUAAGAAAAUGACUAUGAUUAGUGAAAAUUUAUAAUUUCUGUAAGUUUAAGGGUAUCGCAGCUAAAAGUACAAAAAUUAAUGUGUACGAGGUACUUGUAAGUUUUUUUGUUAUACUACUUUUGUUUUAGUCAGGAUUAAAAUUUAGGUAAUUUUUUCUCUAGGUUAAAAAAUGUUCGAAUAGUCAAAUGAUUUUUGUUUUUAAGUUUUACGAUCGAUUUUUUGUUAUAAUGGUUGAGAGAUUGGCGAUAUUAAUUACAUUAUAAGAAAAUUUUCUUUUCUACUAAGUUUUUUUUUCUUUUGUUUUUUUUCUGUUUUUUCCUUUUUUUUCUUCGUUUUAUAUUUAUCGAAUUGAUUAAGUUUUUUUUUGUUCUAUUUUUACGAAGCGUUGAAUCCGCACAUUAUGUAUAAUUUUUUUGUUUUUGUUUUUCUAUUAACAAAGCACAAGUUUGAAGAAAAAACAAAAUGUUUCGAAGCAUUUCUAUUAAAGAGGUUUUCUUUGUAAUCAAAAUUACUGCAAAGUGUCCUUAAUUAGGUUUAAAAAACGAAUAAGCUACACCGUUUUGAUGCAGGGUACUAUAUUCCGAUUCAAGAGAUGGCUUUUUUUUUUUUUUUACUUUACAUAUUUUUCUAAGCGUGUUUUUCAAGAAAAGAACCAAUCAUUUUGUACAUAACACAUUAAAAAGAAAAAAAAGAGUGACACGUUCAAUUAAAAAAUGCUUUCUGUCGCUCUAAUCUCAUUUUUUUUUCUAUUCGCUAUCUAUCUACAUUUUUUACCCUGUAUAUAGGAAGAAUCUUAGAACAGUUUGACUGACUUUUGAUUUUUUUUUUCGUCUAAAAUUCAUUUAUUUAUUUUAAAUAUCAAAAAUAUAUUAUACUAAGAUUCGCCCUAGGAAAUCGAAUUGUUUUUGUAUUAAAAAAAAUUUGAAACGAUCUAAGUCUUUUAUUUUAGUUAGUUCCUAUAUAGGUUUAAUCUAUAUUAAUAUAGUCUAUGAUUAUGGAAAGCUGAAAAAAAUUCAAAUUAUCCGACAACACAGUAAUAGAGGAAACAAAAUUGUUAUCACAAAUGAAAUAGGAUUUAACGAAACGAGUAUAUUAUAAUAUAUUAGUAAUAGACAUAUUGAAAAAAUGGCCGGCUGUAAAGUGCAAUAAUAUUGAUGUUUUGUAAUGCAGUUAAUAUUUUAACUAUUAACAAACAUAUUAUAAUAAAUUUUAUAUUGUACCUUA